This is a messenger RNA of Rhagoletis zephyria (snowberry fruit fly), 1524 nucleotides long. RefSeq lists its product as uncharacterized. Lineage: Eukaryota; Metazoa; Arthropoda; Insecta; Diptera; Tephritidae. The record is from RefSeq and is a predicted model, not a curated record.
AUGGCGAAAGUCGAGAUGCUGUCGAACGAUGAGCUAGUACUAAAUGUGAAAGAGGGUGACAAGACUAAAAAUUAUUAUGUAGAGCUAGAGAAAGCCGAAGAAGGUUAUAUUGAAGCCCGUGCUGCGCUGCAGGGUAAAAUAAAUGAGCUUUGUCCAACACCAGUGCCUGUCAAUGCGCCAGCAAAUAUUCAAGUGGAGCUGCAAUAUCCACAACGGCAGAUAGAUUUGAAAAACAAUUGGGGUGAGUUUGAUGGCGCUUUGACAAAAUGGAAGGGGUUUCAUGACCGAUUUAAGGCUGUUGUGCACGAUAAUGAGCAAGUUGCGCCAGCAUUUAAGUUUAUUUAUUUGCAAAAGUCGCUAGUGGGCAAGGCCGCACGUACCUUGGGCGAGUGGCAGUUGACCGAUGAGAAUUAUCAUGAAGCUUGGGAGCGAUUAAAACAGCUGUAUGAUAAGAAAUACCACACGUACCGUGAGUAUUUUCGUCAAUUGUAUAGAUUACCUUUUUUGGAGCGUGCAUCAUCGGAUGCACUUCAGCGUAUGGCGAAUGUCACCCAUGAGACAUUACGCCAGUUCCGGGCACAGGGGUUGCCUGUUGAGCAAUGGGAUAUGAUUGUUGUGCAUAAUUUACAUGAGCGCCUAGAUGAAGAAACUGGCAAGGCAUGGGGACUUCAGCGGCAAUCCGAAACGCCAACAGCAGCUGAAAUACGUUCCUAGAUAAGCAGGUUGCCGCUUCCUCACAUCAAGCGGAUAAUCGUCGUGCACGAGAGGCUAGUGCAGCUUCGACGACAACACGUGCUAGCGAAUCUAAGAGGGCUCACCAAGGGGCUAGCCAUGGAGUGAGUACGACCAGAGCUAGCAUUGGGCAGAAGAGCAACGAGCGAGAGAAGAAAACAUAUCCGUGCUAUCUAUGUAAAGGAGAUCAUGGGCUCUACAAAUGCCCAGAUUUCUUAAACUUGAAUUUGCGGGCACGCAAGGCAUAUGUAGAGCAGCAUAAGUUAUGUCCAAAUUGUUUUAAGCAGGGGCAUGCUGCAAAGGAUUGUUACUCAGGACCUUGCAGUCGCUGUCCGGGUAAAAUGCUUCAUAAUAGCGUUUUGUGCCCAACCAGGGAAGUCAACAAACAUUUGAUGCUGGUGCAGGAGAAAGGCAAUCCUAACAGAGCUAGUAGCCCAUCAAAGUCGGUACGGAGAACGGUAACAUGACGUUCUGACAAGCAAGCAAGCGAAGCAGGACGGAGCUAGGAGCAGAUAAGAGUCAAUGCGACGAUAAUCCAGAUUUUGCUGUGCUACGGUUUCAUGCAGGGCCACCAUAUGAGGAUAUUGCCUUUAAAAUAGUACAUCGAGAAUGGGAAUUCAGCUAUAAACGGGGCUUUCGUUGCCAGUUUCACAAUAACAUUUUCCAACUUUGGUUUCAUUUCAAAAGAUAUAGAUAUCGCCGAUAAAAAGACAUUUCACAUAAAGUUUAGCUUCUUUAUCAAAUGAUACACAUUUUCAGCAAUAAACGUACAGACUUAUCUUAUUACAUUAA